UAUACUUCCUUCUCGCUCUUGUAGCCCUUUUUGAAUGGGUGCUCCACAUACUGCCCUUUCUUCCCCAAAGCUGAAGGUUUUAUUUAAAAUAAAGCUGUUCAUUUAGCAUUUCUAGAAGACCCUUUUUUGAGGAUCCACAGCAAUGAAUGGCUUUGGAGCUGUGCUUCUAAGAAACCAGUUUAUUCUCCUGGUGCUAUUUCUCUUGCAAAUUCAGAUUCUGGGUCUAGACAUCGAUGGUCGCCCUACUGCAGAAGUCUGUGCCACGCACACAAUUUCACCAGGACCGAAAGGAGAUGAUGGUGAAAAAGGAGAUCCUGGAGAAGAGGGAAAGUAUGGCAAAAUGGGGCGCAGGGGGCCCAAAGGAAUUAAAGGUGAACUGGGUGAUAUAGGAGCCCAGGGCAAUAUUGGCAAGACUGGGCCAAUUGGCAAGAAGGGUGAGAAAGGGGAAAAGGGGUUGCUUGGGAUUCCCGGAGGAAAAGGCAAGGCAGGUACUGUGUGUGACUGUGGAAGAUACCGGAAAGUUGUUGGACAACUGGACAUUAGUGUUGCUCGGCUCAAGACGUCUAUGAAGUUCGUCAAGAAUGUCAUAGCAGGGAUUAGAGAAACUGAAGAGAAAUUCUAUUACAUCGUGCAGGAGGAGAAGAACUACAGGGAGUCAGUGACUCAUUGCAGGAUCCGGGGAGGAAUGCUAGCGAUGCCCAAAGAUGAAGCUGCCAACACACUUAUUGCUGACUACAUCGCCAAGAGUGGUUUCUUCCGGGUGUUCAUUGGGGUGAAUGACCUUGAAAGGGAGGGGCAGUACGUGUUCACAGACAAUACUCCACUGCAGAACUACAGCAACUGGAAGGAGGGGGAGCCCAGUGACCCCUACGGUCAUGAGGACUGUGUGGAAAUGUUGAGCUCAGGCAGGUGGAAUGACACAGAGUGCCACCUUACCAUGUACUUUGUCUGUGAGUUUGUCAAGAAGAAAAAGUGACUUUCCCUAUGCCACACAUUUGUUAUUUCCCUGUGACUAUCACUACAGUUAUUUUCACCCAUGUUUAUCUUCCUAAUUACACUAAAGUCAUUCUGACUAAAGACAAAAGGAAAUGCUAAACUGAGUUUUGGAAUCUGCAUCACUAUUCCUCUGUGACAGUUUUGAUGUUUUCAUGUAUGGUUUCUCAUUGACCCAACAGUUCACCAGGAUACAGGGGACCCAAGAGCAUUUGAAUUACUAGUCAAGUAGGAAGUGUUUGUCUACAACUCAAAUGAUGUAUUCUCUUGGCAUUUGCUCUGCCAUCUCUCCCUGGAGCCCUAUCCUCUGUGGAUAAUUGCACAGUUGGCUGAUGAUGAUUAGCCUAAUUUGCCUUUACUGAAAGCCAAACAUAUAGGAAGACCUUCUCUGACUAAUGUCAAAAUAUACCUAUCUUUGAACCCCACAUCCCUAAUUCUUUGAGCAGUCAUGCACCAUGGCCAAGUCAUCCUUGAAAGUUCCCCUUAUUUAUAGAGACAUAGAAACACCCUGAAUCUCAAUGUGAGGAUCUUCCAGCUUCGUGACCUAUUCCAGACAAUGUGGAAGCCUAGACACUCAUUUUGUGCUUCUGAUCUAUAACAUUUAAAGUACACCAAGCAAGUACUUCUGACACCCUUCUGUAGGUGUACACUAUUGUCUCUGGCCCUAAGAUAUUGAUUAUCCAAUUAACAGGAGACCCCAGAAAUCUAAAAAAAAAAAAAUAGGGUUUUUUUCCAAAAAAAUGUUUUAUAGUACUGUUAAAUUGCCCCUAGCUAUUAACAUGACUUCAUUUUUCCUUGUCAUAGACUUAUCCAUAUCAGCUUUUAAGCUUAUACCCUUAAGCAUGGAGUAUAGGGGAAGGGGUUUGUAAUUCCUUCAGAAAACUCUAAAAACUUCAAAUUGUCUCAAACAUCCAGCCUCAAAGUGUAAUACACCCUUGCCUCUAAUAUAUCACCCAUAUUAACAUUUCAUGGGAAGCCUUUUAGUCUCCAGAAAUCCAUAUUUUAAAAACUCUGAAUUAGAGAUGUCAUUUCUAAUACUCAGACAUCUCAGGAAUGUGCCAAGUGUGUAGUUCAGAACAUGCCUAAAACUCUCAUAUUUACUAAUCUGAUAACAUUACCCCUUGAACUAUAGAUCAAACCUCAAAGUGCUUUCACUUGGAAUUUAAAAAUAAACAGUUCAACAAAACUGAUGCUUCAGUUAUGGUUUGUGACAUAUGAUUAGACAGUUUAAGAUGCUGGCAAAAUUGUUAAUGAAAUAACAAAAACAGAUCAACAACAUAUGUUCACUUUAAACCAUCUGUCCAUGAUUUCACUCAUGACUAACUGAUUAUGAGAUGGGAUUUAACUGGGUUAUUUCUGUGGGGCCACAGAAUAAGAAGGGCCACAAACUCAGAUCCUACAGGAACCAGUCCGAUGACACAAAUGAAUGAGGUGGAAAUGUGUGGCGCACUGAUCACAGCUUGCCAUGCUAAAGGAGUUCACUGCUCCUCAGUCACUGCUAUAGUUGUCAUAGAGGAACCAAGUGUUGCUCCAUAUCUUGAUACUUCAACAGAAGUCAGAAUGCUGGAACUUCAUUAUGUCUUCAUAUUUUUUAAAGGUUGGCAACUAAUCAAUGUUUAACCAAGAUUUUAAGUCAUACAGAAUCUGCUAGCCAAAAUUGUGAUCUUUCCAUUUCUCACUUCUGGGGAAAAGUUCUGAAGGUUCUACCUAACUGUAAAGAACAUAAUUAGAAUAUGAUGACAUCAAAGUCAAAGUCUUCCAUAAAUGCUUAUUCAAUUAAGCUCAAUACAGGAAUCUGUUAAAUUGUGUGGCAUUUAUCAGGUUUUUAAACUUCUUCUGUAGUUUCUUUGGAAAUACAGCAGAGGAUAUUGUGAAGGCAAGGCAGUUUUAGUACAAAUUACACAGUGGUCUACCAUGCAAGGACUAUAUCCUUUGGUACAAGAUCAUCCAAGUUCACAAGGAAUGAGAACACAUAAGGAACACUUGGAGGUUUUUUAAAGGGAGAUAAUAAGAGAGGAGGAUGACUACAACAGAGAAUAUUGCCUAGAGGAAACACCCAUUGGGACCCAGGAUUUUUUCAAAGCCCCCUAAUAUGUGCAUCCUUAUUGUGUAUAUUACAAAUGUGAUUAUUAUUUUUAUUAUGAAUAUUAUAAUAACAACAGCAAUUCUCUCAACAACUCAUCUUUUCUGCCAAUGCUCCCAAGAGAAGAUGAAUUUCAAAGAAUAGUUAUCUGCAAAUGUGCAGCGAAGAGAUUUUGAAAGCACCACAAAAUUAGAAUUGCAGUUGCAGGCGGGCGCCACGGCUCACUAGGCUAAUCCUCCACCUUGCGGCGCCGGCACACCGGGUUCUAGUCCCGGUCGGGAUGCCAGAUUCUGUCCCGGUUGCCCCUCUUCCAGGCCAGCUCUCUGCUGUGGCCAGGGAGUAUAGUGGAGGAUGGCCCAAGUGCUUGGGCCCUGCACCCCAUGGGAGACCAGGAAAAGCACCUGGCUCCUGGCUCCUGCCAUCGGAUCAGCGCGGUGCGCCGGCCGCAGUGCGCCAGCCGCGGCAGCCAUUGGAGGGUGAACCAAUGGCAAAGGAAGACCUUUCUCACUGUCUCUCUCUCACUGUCCACUCUGCCUGUCAAAAAAAAAAAAAAAAAAAAGAGUUGCAGUGAAAACAAUAUUUGUGAAGCACUUUGUGAUUUAUAAAAUGCCUUUGUAUAGUUCUCAUUUUAGCCUUACAAACUGAGAAGUUAGACGGCAUUUUUUACAGCCAUUUGCCUGAAAAGGCUACUAAGGCCCAAACAACCUAAGUAAUUUACCAAAAUCGACUUAUUUGCCAAUUGAAUGUUCUCUCCAGCACCUGUCCAUUGCUCUUAUAUUGAAUUGAAAUGCAUCCACAAUGCCUUUGUGAAUAGCAAGGGCUUACAAUCUCUCUCUCUCUCUCUCUCUCUUUCUCUCUCUCUCAAUUCUAAGCAAAAAAAAAUGAGGAUUAAAUAAAAUAAAGAUAGCGGGAAUUCUGAAACUUACCUUAGAAAGUCUGUGUUCACUGGUUUAUUUUUUCAGUCACAAAUGUCUACAUAAUAAAAUAAGUAUCAUGAAAGUGAUUCAGAUCAACCUCAGUACAAUAUGCAUAUAAUUGAAAUUAAUCUGAUAUAUAAAAAUCAAGACUUAUUCAAAAGAGAACUGACUGAACUUCCCACUGGAGAAGUUCAUUAAAUAAUUGACAUUUAAGCCAUUUUCAUUCUCUAAAUGUUAAAUUUAAACUAAAUUUUUCAGGGGUAUGUUCCUUACAAGAAAGAACUACAGCUGUUCCAAGGGAAGAAAAUGAAAAACUUGUUCACAAUUUCACAACACUGCCUUUUCAAAGUAUUCUUUUCAUUUCUUUUCAACACAUUAUUUAACAAGGCAAGAAGAAAUACUUUAUGUCUAGAGUCAUUGUCCAAACACAGUAGAAAAGUGUACGUACAUGGUAGGUGGAGAAAAGUAUAAUAGUAUUUAUUGAACUUUGUACAGCUCACACAUAAAAACUGCUGGAAUUAAAAAAAAUCUAUUUUGUUCUUAUAUCUAUGUUGCCCGAUAUGGGUUGUUGUGAUUGUCAUUAACCAACAAAUUUUCAGCUCUCUGGAUUACAUGCUUUGAGGCCAUGAGAUAUCUGUAGAAUAGGAAAGGUAAGUAAAUUAAUCAGCAUCACUCACAGCAUCAUCAACAGACCAAGACUGGAAUUUUGCAGGUGUUAUUGCUGAUAAGAAAAUGACAGUGUGAUUCCACAUAGGGUAACACCAUUUGCCAGCACUGCUUAGGAAUUCAAAAUCCAUUCCUAGUGUCCUGACUGCCUGAUUGCCAGUGUCAUUGUACCAUUGACUUGUGCCACACAAGAGGAAUAUUUUAAGCGCUCUAAGCCUUUUUUUUUUCUUAA
Oryctolagus cuniculus (rabbit) is the source of this 4891-nucleotide messenger RNA. It is a transcript of the gene COLEC10, whose product is annotated as collectin subfamily member 10. The record is from RefSeq and is a predicted model, not a curated record. Gene Ontology annotation, molecular function: growth factor activity. NCBI's taxonomy places the organism in Eukaryota, Metazoa, Chordata, Mammalia, Lagomorpha, Leporidae. Gene Ontology annotation, biological process: ossification.